This is a messenger RNA of Paraglomus occultum, 2247 nucleotides long. NCBI's taxonomy places the organism in Eukaryota, Fungi, Glomeromycota, Glomeromycetes, Paraglomerales, Paraglomeraceae. The record is from the annotation of a GenBank genome assembly.
AUGACGGUGGGACCAAAUCAGACAGCUUCUGAUACAAACGCAGUGAACGGUAAUCAGAAACUGCCUCGUUUACAAAUUAUCGAUGGAAACCAAAACUUUUCAAAAGAUUUACAACGAUUCAUGAAAGAUGAAUGGCAUCUUGCUGAGCAUGGAUUCAAUUACAACUUGGUUGCAGUGUUUGGCUCCCAAAGUACCGGAAAAAGUACUCUACUCAAUCGACUUUUUGGUACUGAUUUCGAUGUAAUGAGCGAAACAGCAAGACGCCAAACAACAAAAGGCAUUUGGAUGAGUCGUGGCAAAGAUAUGGAUGUAUUGAUUAUGGAUGUCGAAGGAACGGAUGGACGUGAACGUGGCGAGGAUCAAGACUUUGAGAGAAAGAGUGCUCUAUUCUCAAUGGCUACAUCCAACGUUAUCAUCGUCAAUCUGUGGGAGCAUCAAGUGGGUUUAUACAACGGGGCCAACAUGGGACUAUUGAAGACUGUAUUUGAAGUCAAUCUGCAAUUAUUCCAAGCUGCAAGAGGAAAAGAAAAGACACUCUUGUUUUUCGUCAUAAGAGAUCACGUUGGCACAACCCCCCUGGCAAAUCUCUCCGCUACAUUGACUGCAGACUUGGAGCGCAUCUGGGAUGGGGUAGCAAAGCCCGAAGGAUUAGAGUCUUGUAAGAUUAGCGACUAUUUUGACACAAUGUUCACAGGUUUACCACAUAAGGUUUUGCUUCCAGAAAAAUUUGAUCAAGAAGCUCUUAAACUAAGAGACAGAUUUACCAAUCCCAAUCACAAGGAUUUUGUAUUCAAACCAAAUUACAGCAAGAGAGUACCGGCUGAUGGUUUUCAUGUUUACGCUGAAGGAAUUUGGGAUCAAAUCAUGGCCAACAAAGAUCUCGAUCUACCCACUCAACAAGAAUUACUUGCACAAUAUCGUUGUGACGAAAUUGCCGGCGUUGCAUUUGAAGCUUUCUCGGCCAAGAUUAAAGGGUUCAGGCAGCCAAUUGAAUCCGGAAAAGUACUGGAAGAUCUCGGUCCACAGAUGGAAGAGAUUAGAAAUACAGCCAUCAAGCACUUCGACAAGGAUGCUUCCCGAUAUCACGCUGAGGUUUACAAGAGGAAGCGCGCAGAAAUACUCAACAAGACCAAUUCUACAUUACACGUGUUCUAUCUCGGCCAAUUGAAGAAUCUUACCAAGAAAGCGUUAACUACGUUCAAGACCAUAGUUCAGGAAAGACUUAAGGGUGAUAAGUAUGAUUUUGCAGAAGUAGUCCAGGAAGCACGCCAAAAAUCUGAAGGACUUUUCUUGGAAGGAGCUAAAGCCAUUGUCUUGACCGAAACCGAUUGGGCGUUUGACGAGGACUAUUCUCAGUUGCAAGAAGAGAUAAGCGAGAUAGCCGCCAGAUCUCGCGUAGAAGAGACAAAGAAGAUGGUGAAAGCAUUAGAGAAAUCGUUCGAGAAUCAAGUAAAUGAGCACAUUGGACUGUAUCUUAAUAAACCAUCUCCAGAAAUGUGGUCAAAGAUUCUUACAAAGUACAAGAGCAUUCGUGACGGCAUCGAAGAUCAGCUUUUGAAGAAAGCCAAGAGCUUUAAUUCAACGGAAGAAGAAAAUGCCCAAACCAUUCAUAACUUUAGAAAGAGGUCAUGGCAGAUGUUGCGGAAAAAGAUUGACGACGAAGUUGCAGACAAUGUAUUUUUACUUAAAUUGCGCGAGAGAUUCGAGGAGAAAUUCCGAUAUGAUGAUGCGGGUGUUCCAAAGGCUUUACAACUGAUUCCACUGUUUGCUCAAGUUGAGCUCCCGAGUGACAUGGACUUGGGCGUGCCAUCCGACGAAGAAAUGAACUUUGAGGAGACGUUAGUUGUGAUUUCGGAAACAAGGCAACACGAUUUAACAACGCGAUUCAAACGUGAAUCUGAUGCAUUCUACCUUGAAGCCAAGCGUUCGGUUGUUGCCACGCAAGCACGUAUUCCAGUCUAUAUCUACUUAUUCAUGCUGGCCCUCGGUUGGAACGAGUUAAUGUCGAUACUUUUCUCCCCUACAUAUCUCAUCUUGUUCUCGUUCAUCGGUAUGCUUUUGACUAUCCUCUACUAUCUCAAUCUGUUCGGCCCAUUGGAAAGCUUUCUCCGACUGGUCGUGUCCGAGUUUCUUGGACUUGGACGAGAAAAAGUCACGGGUUAUAUUGAGCAGAGGGGAUAUCCUAAAGUAGCUGAAAGGGUAGGGAAGAUUCUAGGAGAAGAACCGAAAAAACUAAAGACUAAUUAG